Molecule: messenger RNA, 576 nt
Organism: Opisthorchis viverrini
Lineage: Eukaryota; Metazoa; Platyhelminthes; Trematoda; Opisthorchiida; Opisthorchiidae
Exons: 4
Coding region: 1-576 (191 amino acids)
Molecular function (GO): calcium ion binding
Source: RefSeq, a predicted model, not a curated record
AUGGCUUUUUUGAAGGUACUGGAACAGAAAUUCGAGACCAUUGACAGGAAUCACGACGGGAAAAUAACUUUGAAGGAACUGUCGGAGUUCCUGGUCGCCUUCGGUUUUCAGGCGGGACAGGCUCAAAGAUUCACCUGGAACCCAGCUGAAUCUCGCGUUUGUAAUGUUUCCAGGCAACGGAAUGUGGUGCACCAGGCCGUUUCCGUUGCUACGAUAUUCGAGAAAUCGGGAUACAUGUAUAGAUAUAGUGUACUACUCAUAAGGCUGCUGACGGAUUGUCGACGAAUUUUCAGCAACCUCAUGAGUAGAAUGCAUGAAGAAAGUCGACACGAACAAGGAUGGAGUGAUUUCAAAAGAGGAAUUUCUGGCGGCCGUUCGACAUUUCAAACCAGAAAAGUUCUCCGAAAUACACUCACUUGCAAACAAAUCUGGUUUUUUGGGAGGCUCAUUUGGAACUCAGCUGAAUCUCUCGUUUGUGGUGUUUUCAAGCAAAUGAGUGUGCUUCACCAGGCCACCUCAUGUUUCAGUUGCUACGACAUCCGAGAAAUUGUGAUACAUUUAGUGCACUACUCAUAA